Messenger RNA from Phalaenopsis equestris, 768 nucleotides. Its product is annotated as probable calcium-binding protein CML18. Gene Ontology annotation, molecular function: calcium ion binding. The record is from RefSeq and is a predicted model, not a curated record. The coding region runs from base 84 to 581 and encodes 165 amino acids. The transcript has a single exon. NCBI's taxonomy places the organism in Eukaryota, Viridiplantae, Streptophyta, Magnoliopsida, Asparagales, Orchidaceae.
UGAAGCCCACUCUUCUACCCAUUUCCUAUUUAUAUCCAUCCCACACAAAUCCGAUCUCGCAGAAGAGCAACAAAACAGCAUCAAUGGCGAAAUCACCUGCUGGGAUUCAGAACAUGGAUGAAGUAGAAAAGGUAUUUAAUCGCUUUGACACCGAUGGUGAUGGCAAGAUCACAGCCUCCGAGCUCGGAAACGUUGUGCGCGCUCUCGGGUCCAACGUCUCCGAUGAAGAGCUGAGGUCCAUGAUCGAGGAAAUGGACGCUAACCAGGAUGGUUUCGUGGAUCUAGGUGAGUUCGCUCACUUCAACCGCGCUGGGGAUGGUCCGGUCAAGGGGGAGGAGGACAUCAAGGAUGCGUUCGAUAUCUACGAUAUGGACGGGAACGGCUUGAUUUCAGUGAAGGAGCUGCAUCUGGUGCUUAAGAGGCUGGGGGAGAGGUGUUCUUCCAAUGAUUGCUCGCGGAUGAUUGAUUCUGUGGAUUCUGACGGUGAUGGAUGUGUGAAUUAUGACGAGUUUAAGAAGAUGAUGGGAAAUGAUUCGGGAGGACAAAAGGCGGCUUCGAAGGAGGUGAGUAACGGGAAUUAGGGUUUGGUUUGUAGAUAUGGGGUUUCGGUUUUCCUAGGGGUUGUGUAAGUUUUAUGUGUUGUGAUAUGCUGCUAUUCUGGUGUUCUCUAAUGUCUAAUAGUUGAUUGCUAACUGUCUUGUGAGAUAUAGUUGUAAGAAGUUACUGGGAUUUCAAACUAAUUAUGAUACUAUUUAUGUAUUACAGGUA